AUAAAAUGCUGCUUGCAUAAUAAUGCAAUGAUAUAAACAGUCUAAUUAUGUUGUAUUUAGUUAUUAUUUACUUGCAUAGGCCACUUAUUUUCAUUUUCGAUACUUUAACUACAAUUUUCCAACAAUACACGUACUUUUACUUAUACAAAUAUUUGAAUACACAACUUUUUAUACAUUAUUUUAUUUAGUAUUUUUGUGACUGAUCCAGGUACUUUUUGUUUGUCAAGUCUUUGUCAACAAGGUAGCAAGUAUCUCUAGUUAUAAAACAACUUUGGUGGAGUUCAGUUCCAGGAUGUGCUGUUAGAUGGUAGAAGUCUUCAUCUUUAUUUAUUUAAUACUUUGCCUUAUCAUAAUCAGAAUAAUGCCAAAUAAUCAAUUAAGAUUUGUUACCAUUUCUAAAGACAGAACUUUAAUGAAUCCGUGCUGAAAUUCAGAAUCUUCUUAGCAGUUUGUAAAGUAAAAAAAAUAUACUAAAGAUGUUCACAAAGCAUGCAGAUUAGUGUAGCAAUGAUUAUGUUAUUAAUUAAUGUAAUCUGUGAUAUUGUCAGAUGAAGCAUUCUGCAUAAUGAGUUCCUUUUGUAUCUUAUGUUCAAUUCAAUUCAAUUCAAUUCAAUUCAAAAAACUUUAUUUGUCCCCAAGGGGCAAUUCAAAGGCACGUAGAGCAGUCAGUGCAAUGGAAUGUUUUUAUGAUAGUACUUUUACUUAAGUAUGAUUUUGUAGACAUUUGUUACUUUUGCUUCACUUUCAUAGAGGUAAAAGUACAUUGACCCAAAUGCUGCACUGAAAUGCAAUGCAAUACUUUUAAAAUGAUUAUUUUCUGGUAGUAAAUGGUAAAAGUUAACAAUCCAGUCGAUGAAGUAAAAGAUCACAGUUUAAACCUUUAGAAGCUGUAACUUUAAUGCAUUAAUUCAUCAUUAAUUAUAAUCCGGUGAGAAUUAAAUGGUAUUAAAAGCUAGAUAGCAGCUCGUCAAGCUGAGCAUUAAAGGGCAGAAGAGUAAAUAUGAGAACUCUGAUUCUGGAAUCGCACGCUGGGAAACUACUUAUAGCCGUCAUUUGUUUGUGUUAACUUGUGAACUGGUUAACACUCCGGCCUCCCCCUCUCUCGCUCCCCCCUCCUCCCCCAGUGGCCAGCAGGUGUCUGUGUGAGGAGAAAACAGGAGCUCUGUUCUCCGCUGUCCCGGCAAAUGAGCUGGAAAAUGAGGGGCGGUCGGACCACUCCUCCUUCUCAGGACCCGUCGCUCGCUCCGGCCCUCUGAUCCGUGUUGUUAGAAUACAGCUGCGACGUAUGAAUUUAACAGCUUCUUAAACAGGCCGACGAUCUGUCACUCUUCCCCCGCGCCCUCCGUCCACCCCGGCCUGACCUCACUUGACUGGAGGAGCUGAACUCACUGAGUCCUUCAUUCAAACUCAAUCUGCUUUCAGCUCCUCUCAAAGCCGGUUUUAUAGGCGGAGGUCUUGUCGACAGCUUUAAACCCAAUAUUCUCUCACUAGCGCCACAAUCGACUGAGUGUUUUAGAGGAUUAGAGUCUCUUCAUGUUGUCAUUAUGCCGUUAUCUGCAGCAGAUGAAGUGGCUGCAGAUCCACUCUGUGUUUGUGGGGUUUUUAUCUGAUUUUACAGGUUUCAUUAUUAUUCUGUCAGCAUUGGAGACCAGUUCUCAGUCUGAUUUCACACUUUCUUUUACUUGAGUUUGUUUAGGUUACUGUGAUUUCAUCGGCAGGAGACAGUCCUCCCAACUAUAGGAGCUAGCUUUAAACUUAAUGAGCGUUUUAACGGAGAAACUUUGUGUUAUUGUGCUGAUAAAGAAAGCCGACAAGACAGUUUUUAAAGCUACAGCCACUGAUGACUGCAAAUCCUGAAAUAAUUAAUAUAAGUACUGACACCCCACUACAAGGUGCAUUACAUUUCAAUAUCUGUUUUUACAGCUUUAUUUCUUUCCUAUUGCAUUUAUUGUGCUCCUCUUUCUUUACAGUGUCCCUGUUUUCUGUUUACGACUGUUUAACAGCUGGAGAAGUAAGUUUUUGAAACCCAAACAAAAGACUGAACUGAGCUAUUUCAGCCACGGCAAUUAAAAAUGUAGCAAUAUUUCACAAGACAAAAGGAAAAAACUUGGAGAAAAACUGAAAUUUUGUGAUCUUGGCAGAAUUAUGUUAAUUUUUUUUGUUACCAUCCAUAACUAAAUAAAUUUAUCUUGUAAUCCAAAUAAGCCAGCAAACCACCGUUCAAACUACAACAGUGCCUGUAAACUCCCUCUGUUGAGUAUAAAACUAAAUGUUAAACAGGCGAGUACUUCUUGAAGGAAGAAAACACUGACCUGAACUGAAUUAUUUCAGCCGGAAGAGGUAAAACUAUCUAAUAUUUCACAUUGGAAAAUAAAAAUAAAUGGAGAAAUCCUAACCACAAAUACAGAAAUUCAGUGCUUUUGCAGACAAUUUCAUGUUUUCCAUGAAAACUCAGACUUUUAUUCAUGUGCUAACAUAAUUGCACAAGGAUUUUCUAAUCAUCAAUUAGCCUUUCAACUCCAUUAGCUAACACAAUGUAGCAUUAGAACACAGGAGUGAUGGUUGCUGGAAAUGUUCCUCUGUACCCCUAUGGAGAUAUUCCAUUAAAAAUCAGCCAUUUUCAGCUCACUAAUAUUUUGUUGGGCCACCUUUAGCUUUGAUUAUGGCACUCAUUCACUGUGGCAUCACUUCGAUAAGUUUCUGCAAUGUCACAGCAUUUAUUUCUGUUCACAGUCAUUUUAAAGAUCUUAUAUUGAUGAUGAGAGAGUCAGACCGUUGCACAAAGUCUUCUCUAGAACAUCCCAAAGAUUCUCAGUGGAGGUCUGGACUCUGUAGAGGCCAAUGCAUGUGUGAAAAUGAUGUCUCAUGCUCCCUGAACCACUCAUUCACAGUGUGAGCCCCAUGAAUCCUGACAUCGUCAUCUUGGAACAUGUCAUCAGUGAAGAAACACUCCAUUGAUGUAAAGACCUGUUCAUUCUGUAUAUUCAGGUAGUCAGCUGACCUCGUUCUUUAGGAACAUAACGUUGCUGAACCUGACUGACCCCAGAUCAUAACCCUAACCCCCAUAGGCUGGUAGACACCAGACAUGAUGAGUGCAUCACUUCAUCUACCUCUCUUCUUACCCUGAUGCCCCCAUUACUUCGGAACAGGGUAAAUCUGGACUCAUCAGACCACAUGACCGACAACAUUUGUUCCUCAAAGGUGAUAAUUCCCCACCUUUCACCUUUACUAUAUUUUUCUGCAGCCUUAAAACAUGCUAAGCUCAAUAAAGAGGAUGCAUCAUUUUGCAAAACAAGGUUUUUAUAAUAACCUAAUAAAACCUAAUAAAAAUAAGGUUUUUACAGAUCCACCCUGACCAAUAAAGGUCAGUAAAAUAACGUAAUAAUGCAGAACCCAGUGCUGCUGUUUAAUAAAUCUUGCAGAUAAAAUGCAGAUACGUUUUGGUAAACUGGAUUUUCAAUGCAGCAGUGUUUGUAUUCAAGUGUUUUUACGGCAGAAGUGAAGCAUCUGAUUUCUUGCUUCACCAGAAUAUAAUCUGUAAAUAUAAUUCCUGAUUUUCUUUCUCUUUAAAGUUCAGUCACUUUCUAGGCAGGUUCUCAUAAAACAUGUCCAUGGAAAAAAGUUGUAUAAAGUACUUUUAAUGCUGCAUAUGAAACUUCGUGUAGCUGUAGCUGGUAAUAAAAGGAUAUCCCCUCUUCGAUGAGCAGCAUGAAUUAUUGAUGCUCAGCUGAAAUCAAGUGGAGGUUGAUCUCGUCACGCUGUCACUGUGUUCACCCGUUUAACUCUCAUUUGCAACAUGAACUGCCAUUGAAGGCCUAAAACGUGUGAAAAGCCACCUGUAAUGACUGUGUCAAAUACAAUCUGUAGUCUCACUGGUGAGUCGAGCCCAUUGUGGCCGGCAGAGUUUCCCCAGGGAGGGGCUGAAAAGUGUGUCUUUACCCCAUGAAUGUGUGAGGAGCCACGACAGGCAGAAGGCCAGGAGCUGCUGUCUGACACUGAUUUGUAAAAGGAGACAAUACGGCUCAUUGACCUGCAGGCUCCACUGUCUGUUGCACAAACGUCGGCCGGCCCUCCCCGCUGGCUGCUGCUCCUCAAACAGCAGCAGAUUGCCUGGAGGGAGGCUGACGGGUCGCAGGUUGCUUUGACAAUGAGAAUCCUCAGAGAACAGAGAGAGCCAGAAGUUUGAUGAACACAUUUAGAGAGAGGGAAAAAAAACAUUACUUUUGCCAUCUUUUCUUCCCUCUAUGAGCAAUAAAUGAACGAUGGUAAUAAAUGCAGGACUGGUGCAGCUUUAGAGGCUGCAUAAUUUAAGUUUUGCACCAAGAUUUAUUGUAUUUCGGGAAAGUAAAUCUGUUUGCAUUGUCAUAUCACGCUAAUUAUUAUCUUCUUCAGUGAUUAACCAGUCAGUUAUUUUCUUCAUUAAACAGAUUCUCUCUUUGACGUUUUAUGGAUUCAGAACUUUUGAGUUUUGGUAGUUUAGAAAAGUUCCCUUGAUUGGCUUAAAAAAGACAGAAAAAGUAAAAAAAUAAACAAACAACAACAAAAUAUACACUCAUAUAUGAUUUUAAAUUGAGUUUUUAUCAAAAAAGAAAAGUUACGUACAUUAUGGAGUGAAAAAUUAUAAAUCUAUUUUUAAACUGUUACAAAUUUUCCUCUAUUGUUUAAUAACGUAAAAUCAAAGAAAUAAGUAUUAAUUUACAUGCCGACUGUAAAGAAAAACAACAGGUCAAAACUGUAAAUUGCAUUUUUAUAAAUGCUAAUUAUUUUUUUUAGUUAUUUUUUACAUUUGACAUUAAAAAUAGAUACUUUUGUACUCUAUUUAAAUAUAAAAAAUAUUGCUAUUUUAGAGUUGUUUGCUAUUAUUUUAAAGAAAAUGUACAUUAGGUAUAUUCAUGGUAGAUAUAUUCUUCUAAAGAUGGACCCUGUUGGAGACUUUAAAAAAAAUAUUGAUUUCCAUACUGACAACUGACAAAGUUUAUUUCAAUCAGCUAUGAAAGCACUCUAAUCUUAUCGGUAUUUGUUCUUAUUUUCACAGUUGCUGAACAUUCUAGUAUUCUGCAGUUUUUAACAUGUUUUCUGGCACCUUUGUUGAAAAAUGUUGAUGUUUUCUUCCAGGCAGUGAAUGAAUGAGAAAAUGACUGAAUAUUGUCGUUUAUUUUUAAGAACGUUGAGGCUUCAGCAUCUCUCCAGCGUUCUGACGUGUUUCCUCCGGUUGUAAACAAACACCUUCCUCCUUUUGUCUUCAGGCCCAUUGUCAGAGUCAGAGGUGACCUUUCCUCUCUGGAUCUCCCCUCACUGCCUUUUCUUUUCCUGCCUUCUCUCUUUCAGUGUCGAACACAAGCUGUUGCUCUGCCACUCCCUCUCUUGUCUGCUCCCUGUCACUCCUCCCCUGUCUCCCUCUCCUCACCCCUGGCUCUCCUCCCUUCUCCCUCUCCCCACCUGUUGGAGCAAUUGUUGCUGCGACCUUAUUGUCGGUCGUCUUAUUAUUUUAUGUCACUCCCCUCUCUGCGGUGUUGUCCCCUUCUCUCUGGACCACUCCCUCACCCGCCUGCUGGGUAUAAAACCCAGAGAGGAGGCCGAGGAGGGAGAUUCAGCACCUUAGCAACACUGGAAGAAGAUCGUUUCCCUGCAGAACAUAAAGUCACACAAGGACAGCAGCAGCUCUUGGUUUUCUUCUCCUCCUGGACGUAUUUUCCCAGCAGGCCGUGCAGAUGGAUGGAGGCAUGUCGGUGUCUCUGUGGUGUGAGGAGGUGGAGGAUGACCAGACUGAGGUCCAGAGUGCAGCUCCACCUCAGGGCCACAUGUGGGGCCCGACUCAGCUGCGAGCUGCCUGGGAUCCAUCGGCGUCGGGGCACCGGGUGAUCCAGAGGCUGCUCCAGGUGGAGGAGAGGUACAUGCCCUCCAUGAUCUACGUCACCCUCAUCCAGAGGCAGCCGGAGCGCAGGGAGGAGCUGGCCAAGUGGGCCCUGGAGGUUUGCUGUGACUGCGGCUGUGAUGAGGCCGUGUUCCCCCUGGCUGUCUCUCUGAUGGACAGGUUUCUGUCCAUCUCUCUGUCCCUGCCUGUCUCACCGUUCUGUCUGACCGCCGGCUGCAUCCUCAUCGCCUCCAAACUCACAGAGUGCGACAACGUCACAGCAGACAGUCUGUGCGCGGCAGCAGAGUACAGCUUCCAGCCCUCCAACCUGAGGGAAAUGGAACGAGUGAUCCUCGCCACCCUCCGAUGGGACACGGCAGCAGUGACCCCUCAGGACUUCCUCCCACAUUUCCUGGCCUCCAUGGAGGAGAUGGGAGGUGGAGGAGACUCUGAGGAGGAGCUGAUCUCCACCCUGAGGAGACACAGCGACACCCUGGCUGCCAUGUGCGCCUGCGACUCCCGUUUCCUAGGAGCUCCACCAUCACUUGUUGCUGCAGCGUCACUGAACUGCGCACUGAGGGGCCUCAGCAACAAGGGGCCCACACAGCUGGCCCUGAGGAGCGCAGCACUGGCCGAGCUCUGCCAGACCGACCUGGCGGUGCUGCAGUGCUACAGCGACAUGAUCGAAUAUUCCCUCCGACAGCGUCUGAGCAGUGGGCUGCAGCAGGGUCCCACUGACAAAGACGAGGAGGUGGAGGAGGAAAGACCUGGAACACCAACUGACAUGAGAGAGAUUGAUUUCUGAACACUGAAUCAGCUGCUGCCAUGAAAGUGUGAAUCAAUCAAAGCUUUUCAUCAGUCAAACUGAUAUAAAUUAACCUCAUAAUGCUCUGACAUGUCAUUUAUAUAUUUUUAUUGACUUUACUAUUGAAUGACUGUUAAUUUAUUUCUCGCUUUAUUUAUUUGUGUGUUUCCCAUGUGCCAUAUUGGAUUAUCUAUUUCUAUUAAUUUUAUUGUAGCACUAGAUGUUAUUUUGAUGCGUAAUAUUUAUACUUUUUAUUUAUUAUCACGUGCAAUUGUUAAUUUAUUUCAAUUUGCCUUAAUUUUGUGUUUGUGGGAGGAAUUAAAUAUACAGCAGAUCUAUUUUUUCAAAGGUAUUAAAAACAUUUGUACAUACA
This is a messenger RNA of Acanthochromis polyacanthus (spiny chromis), 7032 nucleotides long. RefSeq names its product cyclin Dx (gene ccndx). Lineage: Eukaryota; Metazoa; Chordata; Actinopteri; Pomacentridae. The transcript is spliced from 4 exons. Gene Ontology annotation, cellular component: cytoplasm; nucleus; cyclin-dependent protein kinase holoenzyme complex. Gene Ontology annotation, biological process: regulation of cyclin-dependent protein serine/threonine kinase activity; positive regulation of G1/S transition of mitotic cell cycle; mitotic cell cycle phase transition. Bases 5712 to 6659 code for a protein of 315 amino acids. The record is from RefSeq and is a predicted model, not a curated record. Gene Ontology annotation, molecular function: cyclin-dependent protein serine/threonine kinase regulator activity.